Malus domestica (apple) is the source of this 1510-nucleotide messenger RNA. Its product is annotated as syntaxin-22. Gene Ontology annotation, biological process: vesicle-mediated transport; intracellular protein transport; vesicle fusion. Gene Ontology annotation, cellular component: membrane; endomembrane system; SNARE complex. Gene Ontology annotation, molecular function: SNARE binding; SNAP receptor activity. Lineage: Eukaryota; Viridiplantae; Streptophyta; Magnoliopsida; Rosales; Rosaceae. The record is from RefSeq and is a predicted model, not a curated record.
AUAGGGGUAUUGAACUCAGCGUCCCUUCAAAAGCUUGACCUAUCAGCGCCACCCACGUGUAGUACAAUCAACGUGCCGGCACCGGCUUCCCUUCCAUAGCUCCACCAGGAAAAACCACCUCACCGCGUCAAAAAUACCUUCUCUCUCUCUCUCUCUCUCUCUCUCUCCUCUUUCUCUCCCUCCCUCCCCAAAAAUCUCCUGGUGCGUAGCUGCCCUUUUCGCCCCAAUUCUCAAUUCGCAUCGAGGUCCUUGAAGAUCCCUGUACCCAAACACCAACUUUCCUUCUACGUCCUCGAAAUUCGCGUCGGGAUUUUCUCGGGAAAGUAAGGGCUAGGGUUUGGGAGGGAAACAACAAGAUGAGCUUUCGGGAUCUGGAAGCGGGUCGGGGCUCCAAUUAUUCCCGGCGAGGAGACCUCGGCACUGGAAAGCAGGAUCCCACCCAAGCUGUGGCCUCCGGCAUUUUCCAGAUCAACACCGCCGUAUCCACCUUCCAGAGGCUCGUCAACACCAUCGGCACCCCCAAAGACACGCCGGAGCUCCGCGAAAAGCUGCACAAGACGAGACUACAUAUUGGGCAAUUGGUGAAGGAUACUUCAGAAAAACUUAAACAAGUCAGCGAAAGAGAUCAUCAUACUGAAGUUAAUGCAAGCAAGAAGAUUACAGAUGCUAAGCUUGCAAAAGAUUUUCAAGCAGUGCUGAAAGAAUUUCAGAAGGCUCAACGACUUGCAGCUGAGAGGGAAACAGCAUAUGCUCCUUUUGUUCCUCAAGCUGUUCUUCCUUCCAGUUACACCGCUAGCGAGAUAGAUGUAAACUCAGAAAAGAGUCCAGAACAGCGUGCUCUUCUUGUGGAAUCUAGAAGACAAGAGGUUGUGCUAUUGGACAACGAGAUUGCCUUCAAUGAGGCUAUCAUUGAGGAAAGAGAACAGGGAAUACAAGAAAUCCAGCAGCAGAUUGGUGAAGUGAAUGAUAUUUUUAAAGAUCUUGCUAUACUGGUUCAUGAGCAAGGAACCAUGAUUGAUGACAUUGGCUCCAAUAUUGAGGGUGCUCAUGCUGCAACUGGGCAGGCGAAGUCCCAACUUGUGAAGGCAUCAAAGACCCAAAGAUCAAAUUCGUCUCUGAGUUGCUUGCUCUUGGUAAUAUUUGGAAUUGUGCUUCUCAUCGUGAUAGUAGUACUUGCAGCUUAAUCAGAAGAUUGUCUAAACUCAAUGACAGCGAACUAAAGAUUGUGAUACGCAUCCCUCUGCUAUUUCUGCGAUGCCUGACUAGAGUUUGCCGUUGUAUUCUAUGUUCGUAUAUAGGGGUGGGUAUCCUUUGCAAUUUCUGGUUGCGGUUGGGUGAGGUGUCUGUUCUGUUCUGUUCUGUAAGUCGGUGUUUGGGGCUUCUGAUGGCGUUCUGUGUGCGUGUGUUGUUUUUUUUUUUCUUUUCUUUUCUUCUUUCUUUAAAUAUUACGGUGUUCGUUUAUACAUAUAUAAGUUCAAAUAAAAGUCAUAAUUCUUUGGGUUUUCACUUA